This is a messenger RNA of Coccinella septempunctata (seven-spotted ladybird), 4072 nucleotides long. Its product is annotated as tripeptidyl-peptidase 2. The transcript is spliced from 14 exons. Gene Ontology annotation, cellular component: cytosol. The record is from RefSeq and is a predicted model, not a curated record. Gene Ontology annotation, biological process: proteolysis. The coding region runs from base 141 to 3911 and encodes 1256 amino acids. Gene Ontology annotation, molecular function: tripeptidyl-peptidase activity; serine-type endopeptidase activity. NCBI's taxonomy places the organism in Eukaryota, Metazoa, Arthropoda, Insecta, Coleoptera, Coccinellidae.
UUAUGUUUUAUUUUCAUUCUGUGACAGUGAUUAUUAUUCCGAAAUCCGUCAUUUGUUUGUAGAUGAUUUGGCUAAUUUUGAAAUUAAAACAGAAAGCUGAAUAAACGUCUCGUUGAAAAUUACGGAGAAAUCACAUUAAAAUGACGACUCUAGAAGAGUUCCCCACAAUAUCCUUAUUACCUAAAAAAGAAACAGGAGUAUAUUCUUUCCUAACUAAGUAUCCGGAAUACGAUGGAAGAGGUACAACUAUAGCAAUAUUGGAUUCGGGGGUAGAUCCCGGGGCUCCGGGGUUGCAGACUACUACAGAAGGACAUAGGAAAGUAAUACAUCGUUUUGACUGCAGUGGUUGUGGGGACGUCUGUACGAUAACAUCUGCUCAACCUUCAGAUGGUAUUAUAAUAGGACUUACUGGACGGAAGUUGCAUAUCCCCGAGGAUUGGAAAAAUCCAACAAAUACUUACAGGAUAGGGCUUAAACAUGCAUAUUGUUUAUUCUCUGAAAGUUUGAGAAAACAGAUGAGGCAAAAAAACAAGGAAAAAUGCUGGGAUACUGUUAAUAGAGAUAUUUUGGCUAAGACAAGAAGAGAAUUAGCUGCAUAUGAUGGUAAAGAUUCUAGCUUGUCAGAUGCAGAAAGAAUGAAAAAGGAGGACUUGGAAGCAAGACUUGAAAUGCUGCUGCAGUUUGAAAAAAAAAUGGUGGACCCAGGACCAGUUUACGAUUGUUUGCUUUUCCAUGAUGGUGAAAUGUGGAGGUGUUGUGUUGAUACAAGCGAAAUUGGAAAUUUGAAGGAGUGUCGCGUUUUGGGGGAAUAUAGCAAAACGGGAGAUUAUGCACCACUCACAAAAGAAUCUAAUUUGAAUUAUAGCUUUAAUGUUCAUGACGAUGGAGACACUUUAGAACUAGUAGGUUUAUGCUCUAUACACGGCACCUUGGUAGCAGCAAUAGCUUCUGCACAUUUCCCAGAUAAGCCAGAGGAGAAUGGCGUCGCUCCUGGUGCCAAGAUUAUUUCCCUGUCAAUUGGAGAUGGGAGAUUGGGAUCGAUGGAAACCGGUACUGCUCUAGUAAGAGCAAUGAUUAAAGUUAUGGAAUUGUCAAGAACUGAAAAUAUUCAUGUGAUAAAUAUGAGUUACGGUGAACACUCCCAUUGGUCUGACACAGGACGUAUCGGUGAGUUGAUGCUUGAAGUUGUUGAUAAGUAUGGAAUUACUUGGGUGGCAUCUGCGGGAAAUCACGGACCAGCCUUGAAUACAGUUGGAACUCCACCAGAUAUCAGUCAGGAAGUUCUAAUUGGGGUAGGAGCUUAUGUUUCUCCGGAAAUGAUGCUGGCAGCUUAUUCAAUGCGACAAAAACUGCCAGGGAUGCUUUACACAUGGUCGUCAAGAGGUCCGACAAUUGAUGGAGGGAUGGGAGUGACAGUAUGUGCACCGGGAGGUGCAAUAGCUCCUUCUCCGAAUUUUACACUUACUUAUUCACAACUAUGUAACGGCACAUCAAUGUCUUCCCCCCACACAGCAGGGGCAAUCAGUCUUAUCAUCUCUGGUCUCAUUAAGAGGAAUCUACCGUUUUCACCCUACAGCAUUAAGAGAGCUAUUGAAGCAUCCGCUACUUUUUUACCAGAAGUGGAAGUUUUCGUACAGGGUAGCGGGCUACUUAAUGUAGAGAAAACAUUCGAUCAUCUGGUUAACUAUCACGAUGCCAAAGAAUUGAAUGUACGCUUCGACAUAACUUGCGGAAAUAAUAAUAGAAAAGGUAUCAUUAGCAGAAAUAAGAUGAGGGUUCAAUCCUUCUGUGAUGCUAUAUCGAUUGAACCACAUUUUCUCAAGAGCGAUAGUGUACCCGCCCAAGAAAAGAUUAAUUUCAAUUUGCGACUGGCCUUAACCUGCGAUGCGUCCUUCAUCGAUAUACCGUCCCAUUUGGAUCUCUCGAAUACUACAAGAAUGAUAACGGUGAAGGUAAAUACUGGUGGCCUUAAACCCGGAGUUCACAGCUCAUGGAUAAAAGCGUAUGAUCGGAGUAACAUUGAAAAAGGACCUCUGUUCAAAGUACCGACCACUGUUAUUAUUCCGGAAGAAUUGAAUAAGCCCAAGUAUAACUUGACACAUACCGACGUAUUGUUUGAAGCCAACACUAUUAAAAGACACUUUAUCCACGUGCCAAAUUUGGCCACUUGGUUCCAGUUGCAUCUAUCGACUAAGAGUGAGGAGUCUAGUAAAUUUGUCGUGCAUGUCCUUCAAAUCCUUUCAAGGAAAUCCUGCAAGACGAUAGAUUCCUAUGAGUCCGUAGUGAUCAAUUCCCAAACGGAAGCAACGUUGGCUUUCAAUGUCAUUGGUGGAGCGACAGUCGAAAUAGUAAUAGCCAAGUUUUGGUCCGAUAUUGGGAGCGCGAAACUAGACUAUAACAUCGUGUUUCGGGGCAUCAAACCCAGCACCAACUGCUUGACGAUGCACUCUGGUGAUGGCGUUCUUGGUUUAGAAGUAGCUACAUUACAAGGAGAAGAAAUUACCCCUUCUUUGGUCCUCACCACAGCAAUACAGGUCGUAAGACCAUCUGAAGGGAAAAUCGCAGCCUUGACACGUCGCGACUUGAUCCCCUACUCACGGCAAAUAUACGAACUUGUAUUAGUUUACAAUUUCUCGAUUUCAAAAUCUCUCGAAAUAAGCCCCAACUUUGCGCCCUUAAGUGAUGUCUUAUACGAGGGGGAGUUUGAAUCCCAGAUGUGGAUGCUGUACGAUAGCAAUAAACAAUUGAAGGGUAUCGGAGAUGCUUAUCCGUCCAAGUAUUCUGUGAAAAUUGACAAGGGGGAGUAUGUUAUCCGUUGUCAGGUUAGGCAUGAAAAACUAGAAUAUUUGGAGAAGUUGAGUGAGAGUCCCAUCCUUAUUCACCAAAAAAUGAGCAACCCCAUUGCGGUGGAUUUAUAUACUUCCUACAGCAGUGCGAUAGUUUCUAACAAAAAAACUACAGGUUGUUCGACCUCAAGCUCGAUGGUUGUAAACCUCUAUAUCGCCCCCAUACCAAACGACAAGUUACCCAAACUGAACGCACAAUAUUUAAUGGGGAGGAUUUCGUUCGUAAAGGAUGAAGCUGCCAAGAAAGUUGAUACUUAUCCUUUCAAAUAUAUCCUCACCGAAGGAAACAAUAAAAAAAAUACUAGUAAUAAUGAAACAUCAGCCAAACUCAAACUAGAAGAAGCUAAUGAGCAAAUAAGAGAUAUGAAAAUACAGAUGCUCUUAAAACUUGAUCCGGCUGAUGCGGAGAAAAUGUUUGAAGAUUUAAACAAUGAUAAGGCAGCCAGUACCAGCGCUUCCCUUUAUUCUACAUUUUUGACAGUUAUCGAUCCCCUAGAACCGAAAACUUCUCUGCCUUCCUUCAAAACUAACGAUGAAGAUAAGUCUCAUAAAAGUACCAGUAGAGUGAUAUCGAUCUGUGAUAAAAUUUUAAAUAUGGUCGAUGCGGAUGCACUUCUGAUCCAUUCUGCUAUAAAAACAGACUCUAAAGCGGACUCUGCCAAAAAUAAAAAAAUGGAGGCCCAAAAAACCGCAUUGAUUGAGGCUCUUUGCCAUAAAGGAAUUGCAAAAUGUCGAUUGGCCCCCGAAACUGAUACGGAGGAAUCAAAGUCCCAUUUGGAAGUCACUGAGAUAUGGAAGAGUCUGGGUAGAUUUGUUGAUCUGAAUGACUCCACGUUAAAGUCUGCUCCAGCAAAUAUUCUAUACUUCUUGAUAUGGUAUUCUCACUUGAAAAAAUGUCACGGUAAAACGUUCAAGUAUCUGUGGAGGCUUCAGGAAGAUCAGAAAAACAAACUGAUCGAAGAGAAAUUGAUUGAUCUCAGUGUAUUAGUUGGAUGGCCCCAUGUGGAAAAGCAUUUGAGAAGGACGAUAGUUUCAAAGUUUUCCGACGACUACCAACUAUUUUGAAUACGUUAUUAAUUAUUUGACCGUCUGCUGUGUGAAAUGAUUAAUUUUGCUCUUGUUUCAAAUUUUAAUGAUUUUUGCUCUUUGUCAUUAUAAAAAAUAGUCACUUAAAAUUUUGUAUUCUUGUUCCAGCAUUUCUGAAAAAUAAUAAAAAAAUUACACUC